AGGAAGUUCAGAAGUGGCAGAAGAUGGAUUUCCCUUCUCCAUACUUGAAUGCUAGAAGAUUUGAACUUGCUGAUCCUAAAGCUCAAAAAAGAGUGGUAGCAGUGCUUCACGAGCUCCUCAGUUUGACUAUGGAAAAGAGGCUGAGGGAGAGCACAUUGUGUGACUGCUUCGCAUGUUUGACCAGAAUACAGAGUUACAGAAAUCAAAGGAGUUGAAGAGAGAUUGAUGGAUCGCAAUCGAAGUCCACAAGGUGAAACCGCCCAGAUUCUUGUAGAAUUUUUAGAAGUUGCCAUUACGUCAGUUGUAUUCCUCAAAGGAGUUUAUCCAAGUGGGGCAUUUGAAAGGCGGCGUUACAUGAAUGUUGUGGUUCAAAGAGCUAGACACCCGGAGCUUCAACAAUAUAUCCAUUCUUCUGUCAAUGGACUUUUUCCUUUCAUACAAAAGGGAUUGGUUGAGAGAGUAGCAGUGAUUUUUUUUGAUAGCAACAACGUACCUCUCGAGAGAUUUGUUUUCAAGAUAAAUGUGAACCAGUCCUAUGGUUCAAAGUUGGAGGAAGCUGAUCUGGAGUUUUCACUUAAAUCAUUUUUGAUCAAGCUUCCUUUGUCACAAUCGUUAAUGAAGGUUCUUCCACCAACUUCGACAGAUUGCAGCUGGGAGAUAACAGCUUACUUUCGCUCUCUCCCGCAGAGUAGUACAAGCAAAGAUGCAGAAAUGUGGGUCCCAACAGAUACCCGGCAGUGGCAGCAAGCACCUCUUAUAACUCCUAUCAAGUCCAUGAGUAGUGAACCUCUAGGUGUCCAGUUAUAUCUUGAACAUCCAAGUCUCUCUGAACCAAAGGCUUAGAGAGGGCCAUCUCAGAGGCAUUUGUUAUGGAGCUAUUCCAACAUCUUAAGAUAUUGUGUGUUAAUGCAAUCACUCCGAGGUUAUAGAAUUCAUGUACUUGUAUAACAAAAGGUAGUAAAGAAUUUGUAAAGGUGCCAAGAAGAUCUUAUUGUGGUGUAUUCUUGACUUCUUUCUACUUUUCCUAUAGUUUUUACUGCAUAUAUUAAGGUAGAUUAGGCAUAGUGGGAGAGAUCCAUGGAAUGACAUUGCCUCGGUGCGAGAUUACGCAAGGCCACAAAGAAAACGAACAUAGUUAUGUGUACCAGAUUAUGUGGAAAAGCACCUGAUAUUCAUGUUGGUCCAGGUUUGUAUCAGUUCA
Messenger RNA from Lycium barbarum (goji berry), 1201 nucleotides. Its product is annotated as DNA polymerase zeta processivity subunit. The record is from RefSeq and is a predicted model, not a curated record. Lineage: Eukaryota; Viridiplantae; Streptophyta; Magnoliopsida; Solanales; Solanaceae. Bases 226 to 843 code for a protein of 205 amino acids. The transcript is spliced from 6 exons. Gene Ontology annotation, cellular component: zeta DNA polymerase complex.